This is a messenger RNA of Chaetomium strumarium, 1197 nucleotides long. RefSeq lists its product as uncharacterized. Lineage: Eukaryota; Fungi; Ascomycota; Sordariomycetes; Sordariales; Chaetomiaceae. The record is from RefSeq and is a predicted model, not a curated record. Bases 1 to 1197 code for a protein of 398 amino acids. The transcript has 2 exons.
AUGAUGUCGUCGGAAACAGGCGAGACCGGCAAGGCCGGCGUUAUUGUCGCCCCUGAUACUGCACAUCCCGUGGAGAAGCUUUCUCAUGCGGUCCUUGACGACCUACUUUACAACAUCGUCCAUGAUCUCUUAGUCAAGGUACACCGAGACGAAAAGACUGCACGUGCGAACACCGCGGCAAUCAAGGUGGAGAAGCUGGCGAUGAACGCCAUAGACGGCGCAACAACCGACCCGAAGCCGGACGUCGAGAUCGAGACAGAUGCGGCGAUUUACAAGGACGGGAAGGUAAUGCUGAAGGGAAAUCCGCUGAAGACCACUAAGGAAAUACUGUGUCCGCGAUGCCACCUUCCACGGUUGCUGCAUCCAACCGAUGGCAAAGGGGCGAGGAAGCCGGACCCGGGUGUUAUCUACUGCAAGAGGCACCCGUACAUCGAGAAGCCAGGCUACGAUAUUUACGGCCAGACGUGGGUGGCUCCUGGGCCCGGGCGAGGCAAAAAGAAAAAGGACCAAAAACUCGACCCCAACGAUCCGAGCUCCCCGGCGCCGGUCGAAGGGAGCGCCAAAGACCGACCGCCGAAUGUUCUCAGCUUCCCCAGUGCGACGUGUUCCAAGUGCAAGCGGUGCAUCCUGGUGACGCGCUUGAACAACCAUAUGGGUUCGUGUAUCGGCAACAGCGGGCGCAACGCCAGUAGAGCGGCGGCGCAAAAGAUCAGCAACGGGAGCAAUGCGGGGAGCCAGAACGAUAAUACCCCGCCCGGCAGCCAGAAGGGCACACCGCUGCCGGGAAGCCGUGCUGCCAGCCCACGGAAACGUGACGUCGACGAGUUCGACGAGGAUGCCGACGAGUCGGACCCGUCCAACCCGAAAAAGAAGAAGCUGAAGCCCAAUCCGCUGAACAAGAAAGUUAUCCUGAAGGCCAAGGGUACCGCCAUCCCGUUGGCCAACAAAAAAGACAAGCUCAAGGGCAGUUCAAUGCUCAACGUGGAGCACAAAGUGGACGACAACCCAGCGAAGGACUCCAUGGUGCAAGUGUUGCCUAAGAAGCAGACGAGCACUCUCAAGGGACUCUCGCCGGCCAAGAAGAUCAAGCUGGGACCGGCGAAGCCCCCACUACCCUCACCAGCCGGCAAGAAGGGCAAGCGGGACCGUGACAUGGAGAGCGAAUCCUCUGGCACAAUGUCCUCCCCGCCUCGAUGA